GAUGAGUGAACCACGUAUCACCAACCCAGCCAUAUUUUUCAUCAGCAAAGCUGGGGGAUGAAGAGUAAGUGAAGGGCAUGGCCAUGGCUGUACUAGCUACUCAAGCUUUGCUCUGCCAAACCCAUUGCCGGGCUCUUCCAAGACCAACACCCUUCAGUUCCAACCCUCCUCCACAGCCCAGCCGCUACCCCUGCAAACAUCACGGCGAAACAUGGCCCACAACCUCCUUUUCUAUCCUCCAUUCCACGCCCAUUGUUUGCCGCGCGUCCCGCCGCAAGUCCACCGCCUUGAGCUCCAGCUCGGAAGAAAGCGAUCAGGAUGGUCCUCUUCGGCGAGUCCUUCACCUGAGUCUGUGGGCCGCUGAGGCUGUUUAUAUCUUGUGGCUCUUUUUGCUUCCCUAUGCUCCUGGAGACCCUGUAUGGGCCAUCAGUUCCAACACAAUAAACGAACUCAUCGGUCUUUCUCUCAAUUUCUUCUUCAUUUUGCCUUUGACCAAUGCUGUCGGUAUUCGUCUGAUUGAUGCCCCAGUCCUUCACCCUAUGUCUGAGGGAUUGUUCAACUUUGUUAUUGGGUGGACGCUGAUGUUUGCUCCGUUGUUAUUCACUGAUCGCAAGAGGGACAGAUACAAAAGUUCCCUCGAUGUUCUAUGGGGACUGCAGAUGUUUCUCACCAACACAUUCUUAAUUCCUUACAUGGCAAUCCGGCUGAACGAAGCUGAUGCAGAUAGCCGCCCUACCAAGCUCUCUCCUCUAGGCUCCGUGAUGACAAAUGGUGCAGCCGUAGUGGGAUUAACUGGUGGGGCUGUAUGUGUGUUUUCUGCAAUAUGGGCUCUUUAUGGUCGAAUGGAUGGUGAGUUUGGAAACAUAACAGACAGGUGGCAGUUCUUGGUAAGUUAUUUAGGUUCAGAAAGGCUGGCUUAUGCCUUCAUUUGGGACAUAUGUUUAUACACAAUCUUCCAGCCUUGGUUGAUUGGUGAGAACCUACAAAAUGUUGAGAAAAGCAAAGUUGGUGUAGUGAGUUAUCUUAGAUUUAUCCCUGUGGUUGGCUUAGUUGCCUAUCUUCUCUUUUUAAAUCUUGAGGAGGACCAAUAGUUUGUCUGCUGCAGUAAUUUGUAGCUCUAUUUGUUAUAAAAAGAACAAACGAAAUUGUCCCGGUUUUUGCUUUUGGUGAAUUUAACUCAGAAGAAGUUCAAAGAGCA
Messenger RNA from Gossypium raimondii (Peruvian cotton), 1198 nucleotides. RefSeq lists its product as hypothetical. The transcript is spliced from 5 exons. NCBI's taxonomy places the organism in Eukaryota, Viridiplantae, Streptophyta, Magnoliopsida, Malvales, Malvaceae. The coding region runs from base 78 to 1091 and encodes 337 amino acids. The record is from RefSeq and is a predicted model, not a curated record.